Brassica napus (rape) is the source of this 1615-nucleotide messenger RNA. Its product is annotated as pentatricopeptide repeat-containing protein At3g13150-like. NCBI's taxonomy places the organism in Eukaryota, Viridiplantae, Streptophyta, Magnoliopsida, Brassicales, Brassicaceae. The record is from RefSeq and is a predicted model, not a curated record. The transcript has a single exon. Bases 70 to 1389 code for a protein of 439 amino acids. Gene Ontology annotation, molecular function: protein binding.
GACCUAGCCACUCGUCUCUGUCCAAAACCCAAAACCCUCACACUCACAUUUCUACCUGCACGAAGAGCAAUGAGCAAGGUGGGCUCCUCGCUGUACUCUCGCCUCCAUGGAAUCUUCAAAACCCAGAACCCAAACCAAAUCUCCACCGUCAAGACCACCGCAAAACCCAGAACCCAAACCAAAUCCAAAAAGUUCGUCAAUAAAUCAAAGAAACCCACAGCUUCUUCCGCCUCCGUCGCCGGAGGAGACGCAGUGACGUCCUCGAACGACUCAAAGCCAACGAAAGAUUCAAACUUGACGAAGAAAGUAGAGAAAUUCAAAAGAUCCUGCGAGUCCCAGAGCUUCCGCCAAGUCCACGGACUCUACAGCGCCUUCAUCCGCCGUCUCAGGGAGGCGAACAAGUUCUCGAUCAUCGACGAGGUCCUCCAGCACCAGAAGAAGUACGACGACAUAAAGUCCGAAGAUUUCGUCAUCCGCAUGAUGCUUCUCUACGGAUACUCAGGAAUGGCUGAUCACGCCCACAAGCUGUUCGACGAAAUGCCUGAGCUAAACUGCGAAAGGACCAACAAGUCUUUCAACGCGCUUUUAUCGGCUUAUGUUAAUUCUAGGAAGGUCGAUGAGGCUAUGAAGGUGUUCAAGGAGUUGCCGGAGAAGCUAGGUAUCACUCCUGAUCUCGUUACUUAUAAUACAAUGAUCAAGGCGGUUUGUCGUAAAGGCUCGAUGGAGGAUAUAUUGUCGAUCUUGGAGGAGGUUGAGAGGAACGGGCUUGAGCCUGAUAUGAUCACUUUCAAUACGUUGUUGGAGGAGUUUUAUAGGAGGGAUUUGUUUGCUGAGGGAGAUAGGAUUUGGGAUUUGAUGAAGUCGAAGGACCUUGUUCCCAACAUUAGGAGUUAUAACUCGAGAGUGAGAGGUUUGACGAGGAACAAGAAGUUUGCAGAUGCGGUUGAACUCACUGGUGUUAUGAGAGCCGAAGGGAUCUCUCCUGAUGUUCAUACGUACAAUGCUUUCAUCACGGGUUACCGCGGCGAUAAUAAUAUCGAGGAGGCUUUGAAAUGGUACGAUGAGAUGAAGGAGAACGGUUUGGUUCCUGAUACUGUGACUUACUGUUUGUUGAUCCCUCUCGUUUGUAAGAAAGGGGAUCUUGAUCGAGCGGUUGAGAUGUCGGAAGAAGCUAUUAGGCACAAGGUUCUGUCUCGCCCCAACAUGUACAAACCGGUGAUCGAUGGUUUGGUGGGUGAAGGAAAGAUUGAUAAAGCGAUGCAGUUAGUGAAGGAUGGUAAGUUACAGAGUUACUUUCGUUACUUACCAGGCUUGUCCACUGGUAAGAAGGAUACCGCUACGGUUCCUGUCUCUUCAAGUCCGGUCGAAGCUAGCGUGGGGGACGAGUAAGAAAUGUUGAUCAGUGUUUAGGAACUGCUUUAACGAAUGCGUUAUAAUGGUGGCUUCCUAUCUUGUUAUCAGUCGUUUAGAUUUGUUAACCAGUUGACUCCACUUGCAAGGAAACAUGGUUAUAUUGGUGUGUCUUGUGUUUUUUUUUAAAUUCAAUUCAUAAUUUUGAAAUUUCGCUUUCUUUUAUAGUUUCUCAUGUUAAGGAAUAAAGUUUUAAAUUUUCAUA